CCCUCCCCCGUCACUUCCUGCCGGGCUGCGGGCGCCGGAGCGGCUCCUCAGCGUUUACGCCGGCGGCGGCCGCGUCUGGCUCGGCUCCCCGUUUCCUCUGACCCCCGGCCCGGCGGCGCCCGCCUCCUGCGCGGCCACUCCGCCUCUUUCCUCCCGCCGUCCCAUCCUCCUCUCCCUUCUUCCUUCCUCCUUCCCCUCUUCGCCGUCGCCUCCGCCGCCGCCCAGGACCGCCGGCCGGGGGACGAGCUCGGGGCAGCAGCCAGGAGUUUCCCAACCACAUAACCUCUCAGAACUGAACCAAAACGACAUUGUUGCUGGAGCACCUGUUUUUAAGGUAGAACUUUAGACUUCAUAGCACUGAAUUAACCUGCACUGAAAGCUGUUUACCUGCAGUUGUUCACUUUUGUUGAAAGUGACCAUGUCUCAAGUUCAAGUGCAAGUUCAGAACCCAUCUGCCGCUCUCUCAGGGAGCCAAAUACUGAACAAGAACCAGUCUCUUCUCUCACAGCCUUUGAUGAGUAUUCCUUCUACUGCUAGCUCUCUGCCCUCUGAAAAUGCAGGUAGACCUAUUCAAAACUCUGCUUUACCCUCUGCAUCUAUUACAUCCACCAGUGCAGCUGCAGUUCCUUCUAACAUGGCACACCCCAAAGAGAAAACCCCAAUGUGUCUUGUGAAUGAGUUAGCCCGUUUCAACAAGAUUCAGCCUGAGUAUAAGCUUUUGCGUGAGCAAGGUCCAGCUCACUGUAAGGUGUUUACAGUACAGCUAACACUUGGAGAUCAGCACUGGGAAGCUGAAGGAACUAGUAUUAAAAAAGCCCAACACACAGCUGCUGCCAAAGCUUUGGAAGGAACAAAAUUUCCUAAACCUAUAGUCCGCCCUUUUCGUAGCGAAGGAAGGAAUCCAGAAAGCAUAACCCCUACUGUAGAGCUAAAUGCACUGUGCAUGAAACUUGGAAAAAAACCAAUGUAUAAGCCUGUCGACCCUUACUCUCGGAUGCAGUCCACCUAUAACUACAACAUGAGAGGAGGUGCUUAUCCCCCAAGGUACUUUUACCCAUUUCCAGUACCACCUUUACUUUAUCAAGUUGAACUUUCUGUGGGGGGACAGCAAUUUAAUGGGAAAGGAAAGACGAGACAGGCUGCGAAACACGAUGCUGCUGCAAAAGCUUUGAGGAUCCUGCAGAACGAACCGCCACCCGAGAGGCUGGAGGUGAAUGGAAGAGAAUCAGAAGAAGAAAAUCUCAAUAAAUCUGAAAUAAGUCAAGUGUUUGAGAUUGCACUUAAACGGAACUUGCCUGUGAAUUUUGAGUCUUUUCCUCUAAAACAGGUUGCCCGGGAGAGUGGCCCACCCCACAUGAAGAGCUUUGUGACCAGGGUCUCGGUUGGGGAGUUUGUGGGGGAAGGUGAAGGGAAGAGCAAGAAGAUUUCAAAGAAAAACGCUGCUAUAGCUGUUCUUGAGGAGCUGAAGAAGUUACCACCCUUGCCUGCAGUUGAGCGAGUGAAGCCCAGGAUCAAAAAGAAAACAAAAUCCAUAGUCAGGCUGCAGAGCAGCCCGGAAUACGGCCAGGGGAUGAACCCGAUUAGCAGAUUGGCCCAGAUCCAGCAGGCGAAAAAGGAGAAGGAGCCAGAGUACCUGCUCCUCACUGAGCGAGGCCUCCUGCGCCGCAGGGAGUUUGUGAUGCAGGUGAAGGUGGGAAACCACACCGCAGAAGGAUCAGGCACCAAUAAGAAGGUGGCCAAACGCAAUGCAGCUGAGAACAUGCUGGAAAUCCUUGGUUUCAAAGUCCCGCAGGCUCAGCCCACCAAACCAGCCCUCAAAUCAGAGGAGAAGACACCCAUAAAGAAACCAGGGGAUGGAAGAAAAGUAACCUUUUUUGAACCUGGCUCUGGGGAUGAAAAUGGGACUAGCAAUAAAGAGGACGAGUUUAGGAUGCCUUAUCUUAGUCAUCAGCAGCUGCCUGCUGGAAUUCUUCCCAUGGUGCCCGAGGUUGCCCAGGCUGUAGGAGUCAGUCAAGGACAUCACACCAAAGAUUUCACCAGGGUAGCUCCAAAUCCUGCCAAGGCUACGGUAACUGCCAUGAUAGCCCGUGAAUUGUUGUAUGGGGGCACCUCGCCUACAGCCGAGACCAUUUUAAAGAAUAACAUCUCUUCAGGCCACGUACCCCAUGGACCUCUCACGAGACCCUCUGAGCAGCUGGACUAUCUUUCCAGAGUCCAGGGAUUCCAGGUUGAAUACAAAGACUUCCCCAAAAACAACAAGAACGAAUUUGUAUCUCUUAUCAACUGCUCCUCUCAGCCGCCCCUGAUCAGCCACGGUAUUGGAAAGGAUGUGGAGUCCUGCCACGAUAUGGCUGCACUGAACAUUUUAAAGUUGCUGUCUGAGUUGGACCAACAAAAUACAGAGAUGCCAAGAACAGGAAAUGGACCAAUGUCUGUGUGUGGGAGGUGCUGAACCUUAACUGGCCAGGAACCAUUGAAAAAUCCCAACAUAUAUACUUAAAAUACUGAAACUGCUUUGAAAAUUUGGAACUUCUGAUACCUCCAGUGGGCCGAGAGACACCAUGGGUAAAGGACUGGAGACAGCAGUGGUGAAGAAGGCAGGGCCCGGAGAAGGCCGUGUGGCUGCUUGCAAGUGCUGUGGUUUCUCUCCACACAGCAGCAGCUGCUGUGGGGCGAGGUGGGCCUGCCAAGCACCCCUGGCUUCACUGGGAAAUCAGCAGGUCCGUGCCCCAGGCACCCUAGUGCUUGGUUUUGGUGGGGGUUUUUGUUUUGUUUUUUUGGGGUGUUUUUAUUUUUUUAUUUUUUCUUGCUGUGUGAAAGAAGAAACAGAAAGCACGACCCCUUCUCAAACUGGCUCACUCAAACACUUUGGGACAAACCCUGGACAGCACGCUGGAGAGAGGCCUUAGUCUGGCCCCAGAGCUGAAAGCACCGGAGAAAAUCAAAUGCUUCCUCCUCAGCCUGAGCUGACCUUUUUGGCGUGCUCUGGCCCACAGCUCCUGCAGUACCCACACCGUCACCACUGCUCUCUUCCAAGAGAUACGUAUUCUUAGUUUCAUUAUUUUCUUUUGAUUGAAAUGACACUAUAUAAAUUUUCAUUUGAGAGUUCCUCAAUUGUAUCUAGUUACAUAGCACAGUUUAGAAACUUGUCUGAGACUGACUUUAUCAGUAAUCUAACCGGCAAAGAUCAUAUCCACGUGUAUGUGGUUAUACAUUUUUAUUUCAUUGGACUAACCCAGGACCAUUUCAGUGAUGCAAAUUGUUUGCCCUCUGGUUUAGCUGAAACAGUCCUGGACUUCUCAGAAACCUUGAUGAAGUCUCCCACAGUUGUAUAAAUUGGGUAAUUCAGGAAUUUUAAACUUUAAAUGAUCAUUUGGUUCUUUUUCUAUUUUAUUUUUGUUAAUGCAACAGGACUUAAAUGAACUUUUAUCUUUGCUUUAAAGAUUAUUAAAAUUGUGUGUAUAUACUUAUGACUCUUGAGGACACAUGGCUUUCACUACACUACAGGAUAUGAUCUCCAUGUAGCACAUAUACAACUGCAGAUUGAUUUUCCUUGAGUGCUUUAUACUGUUGAUUACAUCUCCAUGUAGGGCUGAAAAGAAUGACCCAUGUUUAUCUCUAUAACUGUGUUGCUUUUGAUGUUGUGUUACUGUGCACAGAAAUGUGUGCAGCAAGGUCCUGCAUAUGGCCCAGAUGAAAAGCACGGUAGCCUUGCAAGUUAAGUACUGCUUCGAUUCAUUGUUUACGCUGGAAUUUUUUCUCCCCAUGGAAUGUAAGUAAAACUUAGUGUUUGUCACCAAUAAAUGGUAAUACUAAAUUUUUUUUGUUAAUUUAUUCUUAAAUGCCACUACUGCUAGGUUGGUCCCUCCCAACCUGCCCCUCUACCCUUUUUUUAAUUUUAAGAAAAAAACUUUGUAAUGCUUGUGAUUCCAUUUGGGCAGAAUUCUGAGAUCUGAAAUAACUUUAUAUCAAACCAUUGAUCAAUAAACAGCUACUAAUGAA
Messenger RNA from Hippopotamus amphibius kiboko, 4002 nucleotides. RefSeq names its product staufen double-stranded RNA binding protein 1 (gene STAU1). Bases 419 to 2452 code for a protein of 677 amino acids. The transcript has 16 exons. The record is from RefSeq and is a predicted model, not a curated record. Lineage: Eukaryota; Metazoa; Chordata; Mammalia; Artiodactyla; Hippopotamidae.